AAGAAAGCAAGUAAAACACAAACUUAAGAAGACUUGCAAUUAUUGUAGGCUCCAUUUUAUCAGCACCCACCUUCUUGGAUUCACAUGCAUCACUCAUUUAUGACCCCCCCAUUUCCACAACUAAGCGCAUUCAUUUGGAAAAUGAAAAGGUUAUAGAGAAAUUGCUUUGAAACCACCUUUACUCUUCCCUUGAAAUUUGAUCUGUUUCUAGUUUCUAGUUUCUUUCGGACAUAUUGAGCGAUCAAUUUUCUGAUUUUCAACACUACAUCCACAUUUUUUUUCUCGCACGUAGUCAUGCCGUCAUUACCUUCAACUUCUUCGUCCAAUUCUAGAAAGAAAUAUGAUGUUUUCUUGAGUUUUAGAGGUGAAGAUACUCGCAACAACUUUACCGAUCAUCUCUAUGAUGCUUUAAGUAGGAGUGGGAUCGUCACUUUUAGGGAUGAUCCAAAGCUGGAGGCCGGCGAAGAGAUCGCGCCAGAACUCUUUACAGCAAUUCAACAAUCAUGGUGUUCGGUAAUCGUUUUUUCACAAACUUAUGCCUUUUCAAGUUGGUGCUUGGAGGAGCUUGCUGAGAUUGUUAAACAACAUAACAACGACGGCCAUAAAGUGUUUCCAAUUUUUUACGAUGUUGAUCCAUCUGAUUUAAGAAAACAAAAAGAGAAAGUGGAAGAAGCCUUUGCUAGACAUGAAGAGAGAUACAAAGAAGAUAGUGAGAAGAUCCAAAGGUGGCGAAAUGCUUUAAUUCAAGUGGCUGGAAUCAAGGGAUGGCAUUUAAAUAACAGGUAACAAUUUCUUUUCUUCUCUAUUUUCUAUUUUUUCGGAUAUAUAUGUAUAACUUUUUUUUUUCUUUCCAAUCCUAUGUGUUUAAUUGAAAAGUGUCUUGGUUCUUGUUUGCUUCCAAACUAUAUUAUGUUUCAUGAUUCAUUGAAAAAGAAAGUGCAUUUGAAAAUAUGAAAAAGGAAUUAUUCAAAAAAUUAAAAUUUCUUUUCUUGUAGGCAUGAAUCAGAAUUUAUUAGAGAGAUUAUUAAGAAGA
Messenger RNA from Gossypium arboreum, 1033 nucleotides. RefSeq names its product disease resistance protein RPV1-like. Lineage: Eukaryota; Viridiplantae; Streptophyta; Magnoliopsida; Malvales; Malvaceae. Gene Ontology annotation, biological process: signal transduction. The record is from RefSeq and is a predicted model, not a curated record. The coding region runs from base 295 to 786 and encodes 163 amino acids. The transcript has a single exon.